AAGACUUAUGGUACUUUUAGUUCUCAGUGGAGGACGGUUGGUCCGAUAACACCGAGAAGAACAAAACCACACAUUUACCACCGAAAAUUAAACUCCGGCUUCAAGUUCUGCAUAGGAAAAAACCUGCGUUUGCAACGAGUCCGAAAAAGUGCGGGUGGAUUCAGUAGUCGUACGGAGAUCAUCGGGUCAGUUUUUGGUGAAAAAUAAACAGGAAGUUGUUAGCGUUGUGGGACGUGUAGUUCCGCUUGCAGGCCGCGGAGCUUGAUAACAACGCACAGAAUAAAGAAACAACAAUAAAAUAAUCCAAGCUUUACUCUGAGACCGCGUCUUUACCCUCGGCGCUGAGGCAAACAUGCCCGGGUUUACCUGCUGUGUGCCUGGCUGCUACAACAACUCGCACCGGGACCGGGACCUGCGCUUCUACACGUUUCCAAAGGACACCGCGCUGAGGGAGCUGUGGCUGAGGAACAUCUCCCGGGCCGGGGUCAGCGGCUGCUUCAGCACCUUCCAGCCCACCACGGGGCACCGAGUCUGCAGCGUGCAUUUCGCCGGCGGGAGGAAAACCUACAGCAUCCGAGUACCGUCCCUUUUCCCUCUGCGGGGGGUGAAUGAGCGCAGGAGUCGGCGGGGCAGAGGCAGGAAAGUGUCCGCGGGGGUUCCUGCCCCCGCCGCCGCAGCGACCUCCGGGAUUGUCAUCACCAGCGUCCUGGGCAGCACGGCGGAAGGAGCCGAGGGCAACGCUGGCGGCGAGGCGAGCGACGACAGCAUCACCGUGGUUCAGAUAGGCCAAAACGGGGAGUACCUGGGCACCGCGCGGUUGCCCGCCCAGUCAGAGGGGACUUGUUACACCGCGCCAGUCGGCAGUGCGGGCGAGCUCACAGCCGACGACUCGUCGGUCGAAGCCGUGUCCGCCGUGCACCAGCUGCCCGUGCAGUACGUCAGUGUGACCAGCAGCCCGCUGGAUCACUCGUACUCGCUGACCACCGGUACCACGUCGGCCGAGCUGCUGCGGAAACUGAACGAGCAGCGGGACAUCAUCGCACUGAUGGAGGUGAAGAUGAAGGAGAUGAAGGCGACCAUCCGCCAGCUACGGGUGGCCGAGGCCAAACUGCAGGAGGAGGUGCGGGAGCGGGACCGGCUGCUGUACGGAAACUCGGUGGCUUUCAGCGUCCGGAAGAAAAUCUGAUGGGUGAACAUCAGCGGAGACGACCCGUUACAGAGACUCAGACUAACGGAGAUGACACCGAGGGAUUUGAAGACAGCAGAUCCAGCCCUAUUUUGUAUAAAAAUACGAGCGAUGACAAUUUAUUUUCAACAAGUAGAGCUGAUUUUUGGUAGGCCUGAUGUAAAAGAGUUGGCUGCCUAGUUUAUGUAGCUGAUAGUAAUAACCUUAUUGCUAAUCACAAACAAACAUGCACGGUCCACUAUUGGCCCGCAGUCCAACCAACGCCAAUGAUGCAUAUUUCAUUUAUUCAAGGUGGACUCAGUCUGCACAGACUUUCAAGUUAGGCGGGCUUACAUAUUUAUAACUGGACUGAUGGGAAGAUGCUGAAAAGCUGCCUAGUUGCAUAUAAAGUUUUUUCUCCUUAAGAUUUCUCUGACAAAGUGGUUUUUUUCUGAUUUGAACUGAAAUUAGGAGGUUGGUGCCAGAGACCUCUCACAACAGAUUGCAGAGGUAAUGUAAAGUACAUCAUGCUGAAGUAUGCAUUGGAUUUUUUUUGUAACCAAAACACUAUUCUUAGCACAUCAUGGUGUUAGUCUGUGACAUAAAAACUCUACCAUGACUUUAUCUGAGAGGCCUUCAGAGGUACUGUUGGUGUUUGUUUUCCUUUUAUUUUUUGUUGCUAAAGACAUUUGUGCAACAGAAAAAAGGACUUUAAGGAAUUCCUUAAAACUUGAAAGGGCACUCAAAAGAUGAAAUCUUAUUAAAGGAUGUUUCUUGAAGACAUGCAUUAAGUUACAUUUUACUGUUUUAUUUUUUCCUUAAAAAUCUUAAGAGAAGUUCAUAGAAAAACCUUUUCUCAAGAUACUUUAUGCAACUUGAACAUAUGUUUCUCUCCGAGGUGGCUCUGUAAAAUGGCGCCUGCUUGUUUCUGUGCGAUUCAUGGAUUUUAUGUGCCUGUUUAUGGUCAGAUUGUUUUUCUCUCACACAGAAGUUUAGUGGCUACAUCUCUCUGUCCUGUUCAUGAGUGUUUUAUGCACAGGAUGUUGCAAACAUUUCAGAUUUUUUUAACUUGGUCUGACAGCUAUGCUCUGUUGUCAUUUUGAAGUAAAUUUCACUUUGAAAUAGAGCCGGUUCACACUGAGUAAUUUCUCAAGUCAACAAAUGUGUCCUGACUGUGCAGUGUUACAGUAACGAAACGGAAACAGACUGUGGGAGAAAAGAUCCUGGUGUGUUUUUUAUUGUUUUUACCUUUGAGUUAAGGCGGGUUUGGCUUAUCCUACCGGGGUAAUAACUCACUGGGCUGCAGUGAGGGCUUGUGUUUGGACUCUUUUUAGGAAAGACGUGAUAAAAAUUAGAAUUUCCAGUGGCUCGACUAAGCUGUAUUGUCAAGUACUAGGAGUAUUUUUUCAGCUGUGUUGAGUUGUGGAAAAGUAAUAAAAUUUGUAUCACAUUAAAUCCUCACUCAUGAAGACUUGGUGAUUGGAACAAAACAUGAACUCAAAGAUCAAAUCUCAAUAUUGAUGUGGUGCUUUAUACACCAAUUCAGUGAUGUGACAAUUCAGUGACAUGAACUGGUGCUUAAAGCAUCACCUAACAUAUACUGUUUCAUUUUAGUAGUUUAUUUUGCAUUAUUAUUACUUUUUUAAUUAGUUGUACUUGGAAAACUAAUGAAGCCCAGAGAUGAGAUCAUUGUUUAGGUUUCAGGGAGGAUUGCAACUUAGGGUUUGCUGUAUUAUGAAUUUAUGCAGUGGUUACUCUGUCAUAUUAAUUAAUUAAUUGACCAUUUAAGCCAUAUAAUGUUCAAAAAUACUAAAAAAGUGGCCAUUGCAAGAUUCUAUAGGAUAUAAUUUAGUGUUCAGGUUGAUUGUUUUGCUGAACAGUUGAAAAAUAGCAGGGGUUUUUAAAGCAGCAAAUUGUCAUAUUUGAGAAACCAGCGAGUGAUUUGGUAUUUUUAAUUACUUAAAAUAAUUAAUUAUGUGUCAGAGAAAUGGAUUCCUCCUCAGGUGAUGAUCUUGUCCAGUCAUUUCGGUUCCAUGGUUUCAGUGUGUCCCUGCACAGUGGAGCUUUAGGGGUAAGAUUUCACUCACUGGAGAAACAACAACAUGGUAAAAUGUGUGUUUUGAUUGGCAGAGUACAUGGUCAGAUGUUGCAACAUGAUUUUCACCCUCUAGAUGGCGAUGGGAUAAAAACUUGAAGAGUGGAGAUUUAGUUCCUGUCUAUAUGGCCUAAUUUACUUCAUCUGUCUGUGUUUGUUGGCAGCUUUGAUCGUCAUCUGCUGAAUUGUUGCUCAGAUUAAAUGUUGAAUGUCAUAAUGUGAAUUUAAACCUGUAACUCAGUUUCUCAGCCCAAACUUAAAAAUAUGUCAUUUUGAACACCAAUCGUUAUAAUGUGUUACAUGAAACAGAGAAAGAGGGAGAGACAGAUGAAUGGAUAGAUAGAGAGCAUUGGAGAGAGCGAGGAUCCAGAUCCUAAUCUCAUCUGGAUUUAUUUUUUUUUACUCCCAACAGUGUUGCAUAAUGCCUUAAUCCAGAGCUGUCAAUCAAACUUACACAACUCUAUCUUCCUUUUCUAUGGCUGCUGCCAUUUACCACAACCAUCUUUAUGUUCAGGACAAACAUCUUCUCAUGUCAGAUUACCAAAUGCUCUCCUUUUACAGUAGCCAUAUAAUGUGAAUGAAGUAAAAAAAAACUGUAAGAAUCUUGUGGUUUUGAAAAACAGUGUAAAGACAAGAAAAGUUUAAUAUGCGCCUGAAAAAAAAAAGUUUGGCAUUCCAUUAAAUCCCAUUAGGGAUUAUUAUUAUUAUUAUUCAUGGUAUUUUUUAUAACUAAUUAUCCUGGCUGAAAAUGACACCUUUUUUUUUUUUUUAAAUAAAUAUUGAACGAGGAACAGUGUGGAACAUUUUUCUCAAAGUAGAAAAUGUGACACAUUUUAAUGUGCCUUUUGCAGUUUCAGCAUGAGCAUCUGCAGGAUUUCUCUCCAAAGUCUCCACCUGGUGAUUCUACAGUAUAAUUUUCUGCUGUGCUCUUUGUCUGCUGUGGAAAUUCAGACUCUCAGUUUGUCAUAGUACUUGUUUUUUGUGUUCUUGAGCCUUUGUUUCAAUGAUGCAAGGAUCAUAAUAUUUGUACAAACUUUUAUCUUCAUGUGGCGUGUAACAGAAUUCAUAGUUUCUGGAGGGAAGCUUCAGUUUUACAAAGAGUCUGCUGUUGUGUAAACAUUUUUUGUCAGGAUGUUCAUAAUUAUAAAUGUGACUCAGCUUGAUGUAUUUUUGAGGCAUGCAGAAUGCCAUGAACUGACACAUUUAAAGGGCUGUUAAAUCUGUCCUGAUUAAUAUGUUACACUAAAAUCAACGAAGCCUUCAGAUUGCUUUAGAGUUGGUUCUUCCUUAUUCUAUGAUCAAAAACAGUAUUUGCUGAUUUCAAUUAAAGUC
Molecule: messenger RNA, 4592 nt
Organism: Toxotes jaculatrix (banded archerfish)
Lineage: Eukaryota; Metazoa; Chordata; Actinopteri; Toxotidae
Gene: thap11
Product: THAP domain containing 11
Exons: 1
Coding region: 353-1186 (277 amino acids)
Biological process (GO): regulation of transcription by RNA polymerase II
Cellular component (GO): nucleoplasm
Molecular function (GO): RNA polymerase II cis-regulatory region sequence-specific DNA binding
Source: RefSeq, a predicted model, not a curated record